Molecule: messenger RNA, 1998 nt
Organism: Panicum virgatum (switchgrass)
Lineage: Eukaryota; Viridiplantae; Streptophyta; Magnoliopsida; Poales; Poaceae
Product: disease resistance protein Pik-2-like
Exons: 3
Biological process (GO): defense response to other organism
Molecular function (GO): ADP binding
Source: RefSeq, a predicted model, not a curated record
AUGGGUGGUCUUGGAAAAACCACGCUAGUCAACAGUGUUUAUCAAAGCCCAAAACUGAAUGACGUGUUUGAGAGGCGUGCUUUUGUCACAAUCAUGCAUCCUUUCAAUCCUGCAGAUCUCCUUAGGAGUUUGGUUGUGCAAUUACAAAAAGAGUCUACUAAGAAGGAAGAACUGUUGAAAAAUAGUGCCAGCAAGAAUGGAUCAUUUGCAAUGGUGGAGGUUGAAGCGUUGACUAAGCAAUUGAAAAAACUUUUAGAGAUGAAGCGUUGCAUGAUUGUACUGGAUGAUUUGUCAUCUAUUGCAGAAUGGGAUGAGAUAAUGCAAGGGUCCUGUUGGAUUGGAAAGACAACUCGAAUAAUUGUGACUACAAGGAAAGAGAAUAUUGCACACCAUUGUUCAGGGAAUGACGAAACUGUGCGCAACCUUGAAGUUCUGAAAGAAGAGGACGCACUUGAUCUCUUCAGCCAAAAGGCUGCAGAUUUAAUCAAGAAGAAUCCUGAGUUGACUCAAGAAGCACACAAGAUCUUAAAGAAGUGUGGUGGACUUCCCCUUGCAAUAGUUACAAUAGGUGGUUACUUGGCAAGCCGUCCAAAGACUAGAGACGAGUGGAGAAUCUUGAAUGAGAAUAUCAAUGCUGAGUUGGAGAUGAAUCCAGAGCUUGGGAUGAUAAGAACCAUCCUUGAAAAGAGUUAUGAUGGUUUACCGUAUCAUCUCAAGUCAUGCUUCCUAUAUCUAUCCAUUUUUCCUGAAGACCACAUCAUUAGUCGGAGGCGUUUGGUGCGUCGAUGGACAGUGGAAGGUUACUCAAGCGAGAGGCGUGGGAAGUCUGCCAAUGCAAUGGCUGAAACCUACUUCACAGAACUCAAAAACAGAAGCAUGAUUUUACCAUCUCAUGAAUCAGUUUAUAGUAGGAAAUCAAUUGACUCUUGCAAGGUUCAUGACCUCAUGCGUGACAUCGCCAUCUCCAAGUCAAUGGAGGAGAACCUUGUUUUCAUAUUAGAGGAAGGUUGUGCCUUGAGCACCAAUGGCACAAUUCGCCAUCUUGCUAUAAGCAGCAACUGGCAAGGAGAUCAAAGUGAGUUUGAGAGUAUAGUUGACCUCUCUCGAAUAAGAUCACUGUCAGUGUUUGAGUGGUGUGAGCCAUUUUACAUUUCGGACAAGAUGAUGUUUCUACGAGUGCUUGAUUUAGAAGGCACAUAUGGUCUAAAGUACCAUCACCUUGAUAACAUUUGGAAGCUUCUUCACCUAAAAUACCUUUCUUUACGAGGAUGUAGUGGUAUUGAUCUACUGCCAGAUUCAUUGGGCAACCUGAGGCAACUCCAAGUGCUAGACGUCAGGGAUACCUGGGUAAAUGCUCUGCCAAAAACCAUCAUCAAGCUUCGGAAGCUACAGUACAUCCAUUCUGGUCGGAAAUUAGAUUAUUCCCUCACCAGGCGUGAUGCGUGCACUUUUGCUUGCUGUGUGAGAUUCCCUGCUCUCGUGACGGGAGUGGAUAAUGAACCAGGCCCUACUGUUCCAAGGGGGAUCAGAAAAUUGAAAGACUUGCACACAUUGAGAGAAGUAAAUGUCGGAAGGGGAAAUGCAAUUCUACAGGACAUCAAAAUGCUCACGGGACUGCGCAAGUUAGGAGUCACUGGCAUCAACAAGAAGAAUGGCCCAGCACUCUGCUCGGCCAUUUCCAGUCUCAGCAGGCUGGAAUCACUGUCAGUGAGAUCGGUGGGGAAAGAAGGUUUUCGUGGCUGCUUGGACGAUAUAUCCUCGCCUCCAGAAAACCUGCAGAGCCUCAAGCUGUACGGCAAUCUGGAAACGUUGCCGGAAUGGAUCAAGGAGCUCCCGCAUCUCGUGAAAGUGAAACUAAUUUGCACUAGCAACCUGAAUCACGAUGCUUUUCUCGAGUUCCUUGGGAAACUACCGAAGCUUGAAAUUCUAGUUCUGUCUUCGGGAUGGUCAGGUUUUCUGGAAGAUCCUGCUUUCAAAUCUCCGCAGGCUGGAAUAGCU